CGACGGCCUGCUGGGGAGCAAAGGGGAGUACAGCUGGAGUCCGUGGCUGUCAGUUCGCUUCCACCUCCAAAGCUCCACGGGCCGCUCGCGCUAUGGCCGCCCCGCCACAGGUGCGGGCUCUGCUCCUAGCCAUCAACACACUGCUGCGCAAGCGCCGCUACCACGCUGCAUUGGCCAUGGUUAAGGGUUUUCGGAACGGAGCUGUCUAUGGAGCCAAAAUCCGGGCCCCUCAUGCGCUGGUCAUGACCUUUCUCUUCCGGACUGGCAGCCUCCGGGAGAAGCUUCGGGCCAUCCUGCAGGCCACGUACACCCACUCCAGGAACCUGGCCUGCUUUGUGUUUACCUACAAGGGUCUCUGUGCCCUGCAGUCCUACAUGCAGGGCAAGACCUACCAAUUUCACUCUUUCCUGGCUGCUUUCAUUGGGGGCAUCCUGGUGUUUGGAGACAACAACAACAUCAACAGCCAGAUCAACAUGUACCUGUUGUCUCGUGUCCUGUUUGCCCUGUGCCGCUUGGGUGUGGAGAAGGGCUACAUCCCUGAGCCCAGGUGGGACCUGUUCCCGAUGUUAACUGCAGUGGUGUGGGGGCUGGUCCUGUGGCUCUUUGAGUAUCACCGGCCCACGCUGCAGCCCUCGCUGCAGUCCUCCAUGACCUACCUCUACCAGGACAGCAAUGUGUGGCAUGACAUCUCAGAUUUCCUCAUCUAUAACAAGAGCCACCCCUCCAAGUAAUGCAGUCCUGACGUAACAGUGGAGGGCUUCUCCACCUGAGUAGGCUCCAGGCAAUGUCAACUGCAGCUCGGGGUUUGGCUCAGGAAACCCUCCCAGAGGAUAUCACCUUCUCAAAGUCACUGGCCUCAGACUCAACGUGUGUUAUCCCAGGGUUCCAGGGGCCCAAGUAAAAGUACUGAUGUCCACAUCCCAGUAGGUACUCUUGAAUGGUGGAACAAGUGGUGGAAUGAGGCUGAGGAGUCUUGGGCUUGGUUCCAGCUGUGUAUGCUGCUGACUUCUGUGAGAUGGGGUGAGUCGCACCUCUCUCCGGGCCUUAGGGGUCACUGAGCUCGAAGGAAGGUCCUGAGGUCUCUUUCUGGUGGGUACAUUCUUUCUCAGACUAUUGUGAUAUCACAAAGUUCCCCUUCCUUUAAACAAAAAAUUAAGUUCUUUAUCUCAGGUUUUGUUCUCAGAGAAGUUCUAAAGCUCCACUGUCCAGUAGAAACCAAAUGCGAGUUAUGGAAGUAAAUUUUUUCAUUUACAUGUUAAAAAGUAAAAAGAAGGGCGGCACCUGUGGCUCAGUGAGUAGGGCGCCCCAUAUACCGAGGGUGGCGGGUUCAAACCUGGCCCUAGCCAAACGACAACAAAAAAUAGCUGGGCGUUGUGGCAGGCGCCUGUAGUCCCAGCUAGUCAGGAGGCUGAGGCAAGAGAAUUGCCUAAGCCCAAGAGCUGGAGGUUACUGUGAGCUGUGAUACCACGGCACUCUACUAAGGGUGACAAAGUGAGACUCUGUCUCUAAAAAAAAAAAAAAAGUAAAAAGAUCCAGGUGAGAUUAAUCUUAAUGAGAUAGAUACAUACACACAUAUAUAUGUGUAUAUAUAAUAUAUAUGUAUUAUAUAUAAACCCAAUAUUUCUAAAAUGUUAUUAUUUCUGUCUUUCCUUUUUUUUUUUCUUUGAGAUAGAAUCUCACUCUGUUGUCCUGGGUAGAGUGCCAUGGCAUUAUCAUAGCUCACUGCAACCUCAAACUCUUGGGCUCAGGCAAUCCUCUUGCCUCAUUUUCCCAGGUAGCCAUGACUACAGGUGGCUGCCAUGAUGCUCAGCUAAUUUUUUCUAUUUUUAAUAGAGUCAGGGUCUUGCUCUUUCUCAGGCUGGUCUUUAACUCCUAAGCUUAAGCCACCACUUGCCUCAGCAUCCCAGAGUGCUAAGAUUACAGGCAUGAGCCACUAUGCCUGGCCUUAAAAUGUUAUUAUUUCAACAUAAUUAACAAAAAUGUAAUUCAAUGUUUUGUACUCUUUUUUUUUUUUUUUGGUACUAAGUCUUUAAAAUCAGGUGCGUGUUUUACAUAGCACACCUCAACUUGGACCACCCAUGUUUCCAGUGCUCAGUAACCACAUGUGGAUAGUGGCUGCCAGAUGAGCAACACAGUUAUGUAAUACCUGUGUCCUCACAGAAGAUUCUAGUGGACGGUGCAGAUCUAGAGCUAGAGGACAUGGGUUUGAGUCCUCACUCCACCACUGUGUAACCUUGGGGAAGGUUCUAGAUGUCUCAGAGCCUCCAUUUUAUCAUAAAAUGGGAAUAAUCAUAAUACCUGGUAUCCACAUUGGGCUAAGACAACUACAGCUGCUGCCACUACUACUAAUUACUUCUGUUUAGUGACCUCCUACUUCCUCCUGGGUGCUUUGUACAUGUUAUUUUUAAUCCAUGCAAUAACCUUGCAGGUAUAUGUUUUGAUUCCCCAUUUUACAGGUGUGGAAAGUGAGAUCAGCGAGGGGAGUAACUUAGCCAAGGUAAUAUAACACAUAUGACACCCAAAUCAGGAUUUGAAACUAGAUCUGUCUGAUUUCAGUGCCUUGCUUCAAAUUUAGAAACCUAUGCCAUACUAUGCAAAUGUUAGCUAAAGGAUCUGAGCCAGAGGGAGGUGUAAACUCAAAUGCCUGCAGGGGCCUGUAGUAGCAUAAAUGGAAGUGUUAAGGGUGCUAUGCAGUAGGGAGUGAUGAAGACAUGGGAAACUGGAGUCUUGUGUUUCAGUCUGAUGUUUUUAAACCACCAAGCCAGAACAGUCAAAACAAGUCUCCAGGCUAGGCACCUGUAGCUCAAGUAGCUAAGGCACCAGCCACAUACACCAGAGUUGGUGAGUUCGAAUCCAGCCCGGGCCUGCCAAACAACAAUGACGGCUGCAACCAAAAAAUAGCCAGAUGUUGUGGCAGGCACCUGUAAUCCCAGGUACUUGGGAGGCUGAGGCAAGAGAAUCACUUAAGCCUAGGAGUUGAGGUUGUUGUGAACUGUGACGCCUCAGCACUCUACCCAGGAUGACAGUUUGAGACUCUGUCUCAAAAAGAAAAACAAGUCUCUAGGAAAAUUCAGUGUAUGGGCUACCAAUUGGAGAGCCUUGGUUUAGUAGGUACACUUUUAUUAUACUUGAAUUUACUAAUAGAAAUGUACACAUGAGUUACUGGAGAUCUUAUCCAAAUAAAAUUUACAUUCU
Messenger RNA from Nycticebus coucang (slow loris), 3195 nucleotides. It is a transcript of the gene PXMP4, whose product is annotated as peroxisomal membrane protein 4. Lineage: Eukaryota; Metazoa; Chordata; Mammalia; Primates; Lorisidae. The transcript is spliced from 4 exons. The record is from RefSeq and is a predicted model, not a curated record. Gene Ontology annotation, cellular component: peroxisomal membrane. The coding region runs from base 93 to 731 and encodes 212 amino acids.